AUGGAGAACACUGAAAAUUCUCACGUAGGUUUUGAUUACCAAGAGAAUGUAUCGGGAACACCAUACUAUACCCCCUACCCGAAACACUUGUUACAGAAAUCUGGCCUUCAACCUGUCAAUAUAGAGUUCUCCCCUAGCUCAGGUGGUGAUAGCUCUGUGGCUUCUGUGAAAGAGGGCUCCGGAUCACCUUCCUCUUCGUCCUCCUCUUCCUCAGAUUCAGAGCAACGAAUUUCAAAAGUUGGGGAGAAAAAAACAGAUGAUAUAUCAUGGGAGAGUGAGAAUAGAAGUUAUGAUGAAUUGCUUAAAGCAUUCCUCAAAAACGAAGAAGAGCUGAAACUUUCCAACUUUAAACUUAAGCUCUCAGAAGAAGAGAUUGCCAAGCUGAAGAUCCAAAUUGAGAAAUGUGAGGAUCAGCUUAAUAAUGCACUGGUAGAAUCACUCGUGAAAGAGGAAAAUCUUGAGUAUGAAAAAGGACAGGUGCUGGAGUUGCAAAAAAAGACCGUUGAUUUGGAAACACAUGUUUCAGGUUGCUUCCUCAAAAUUGAAAAGCUAGUGGCACAGUUGAAGUUGGCUGAAGAACAACUUAAGAUAUCAUAUGAUGAAAUUGCAACGUUGAAAGAGGAACUUAAUAGCAGAACAUCUGACUCUCGGGAGUUGCAAGGUAAGCUUGAAGUAGCAUUGGAAAAUGUGGUCACAUUAGAAUGCGAACUUGAUUCAGAGAGAAAGCAGGUUCGGAACUUCGAAGACAGGCUUACAUGGUACAAAAAUAAUGAAACCAACAAUGAAAUUGAAGUGAAGAAAUUAAAGGCAGAAAUGCUUGAUGCCGAAGCACAAUUCUCAUUGGUGAAAAGUCAGCUGCAUUCUGAUAUUGCACGUUUGUCUGAAGAGAACAUACAACUGGACUCUAGACUUGAGGAAUAUGAGUCUAGAAGCAACAUGUUAGAAAACAAAUCAAGGCAAUUUGAAGCGGAAAAAUUGAAAAUAGAAGAGCUGCUUGUUUCCGAACAAAUGGCUUUGCAAGGUGAAAUCAAUUGUUUAAAGGAAGAACUUGAUCAGAGAAGACAUGAUGUUGAAGCUGUGAAUAAGGAAUUUGACAUGCACAAGCAUAAGUAUGACAUGGUCAUGACUGAAAAAGAUGAGGCCAAUGCAAAGAUUCAUAACCUUAUGGCUGAGACAAGACAUCGAGACAAUCAAAUUGCUACUAUGGAGAGAGAAAUAAUCCAGCUACGUGAACAAAAGGCUGAGCUGAUCACAGGAUCUGCAUCUACACUGAAUGUAGUAAAUGAAUUGAAACUGAAAGUGGAUGAGCUUGAAAAAGAGGUGACUCGGCAGAAUUAUGUGAUCUCUGACAGGGCCGAGGAGAAGAGGGAGGCAAUCCGGCAACUAUGCUUUUCAAUUGAGCACUAUAGGAGUGGAUAUAAAGAACUUCUUCAAACAUUUGCUGGACAAAAGCGUAAUGCCGUUUUAACUUCCUAA
Molecule: messenger RNA, 1476 nt
Organism: Sphenostylis stenocarpa
Lineage: Eukaryota; Viridiplantae; Streptophyta; Magnoliopsida; Fabales; Fabaceae
Source: the annotation of a GenBank genome assembly